GAAAUAUUGGAUGGAUUAGUAUUUUAGGCAAAAAAAAAAAAAAAAAAAAGUAAAACCAGUCCACCACGUUUGGUAACCGUAUGAAAAUCGAAAACAUACAAUCCGUUCGAUCUCUAUGAAAUCAUCAUCAUAUCCAUAAUCAUGCAAAUUCAGAAUCACAGAAGAACUAAGCUGAGUGAGAUUCAGAACAACAACAGAAGAUAACAAACAACACUCACAAUCACUAGGGUUUAUUCAUCCAUGGCGCUAAUCUUCUUCUUCCUCUUCCUCUUCUUCGCUUCUCACCUCCUCUCUUCCAUUUCUGGUCAAUCCAGCUCCAUGGAAUCGGUUCCUGAUCUUCAGAAUACUAUGUAUACCGACGUUGAUGGAUAUCCUUGUGUUCGUUUGUUGAAUCUUUCUGGAACAAUCGGUUGUUCAAAUCCUGGGCGUGAUAAGGUUGUGGCUCCAAUUGUAAGGUUUGAAAAUGUUGAUGACGUUUCGGAGCUAUCUACUAUAUUGGUGUCAUUGGAUGAUUUUCCAACUCUCUUUACCAGAUUAUCAGCUGAUCCAAGCUUUGCAAGAAAAGUUGGUGGUGUACUAAUUGAAUCAGUUACUGAUUCACAGAAGAAGUUAAAUGGAUUUUCUCCAGAUCAAAAGUUUCCGCAAGCUGAAUUUGCUCCUUAUCAUAAUAUCAGCUAUGAAUGGAAUCCAAUUGGUUCUGGUAUUAUGUGGAAAUCUUACAGUUUUCCCGUGUUUCUACUCACAGAAAGUGGCACAAAUACUCUUAAAAAGUUUGUAUUAAAGAGUGAGAACAAAAAGAAAGCGUAUACUUCUAAUGUGGCCGAGUUUGAUCUGGUGAUGCAGACAAUGAAAUCUGGAACACAUGAUUCAGAGUCUUGUUUAAAAGAAGGAACUUGCCUCCCUUUAGGUGGAUACAGUGUUUGGUCGUCUCUUCCCCCAAUCAACAUUUCAUCCUCGAAACCGCCUAAGCCCAUUAUAUUGACAGUAGCCUCUAUGGAUUCUUCUUCCUUUUUCCGGGACAUAAGCCUCGGUGCAGAUUCCCCUAUUUCUGGUUUAAUUGCAUUACUGGCAGCAGCUGAUGCGCUUUCUCGUUUGGAUGGCCUUGGUGAACUUAGUAAGCAGCUUGUUUUUGUAGUUUUCACUGGAGAGGCAUGGGGUUAUCUUGGAAGUAGGAGAUUUUUGGUAGAACUUGACGAGCACUCAGAUGCUGUCCAUGGCCUUAAUCACUCAUUAAUUGAAAAGGUCCUUGAAAUUGGUUCUGUUGGGAAGGGUCUCAGUCAAGGUCAAGGUCAAGGUGCUAAAAACUUUUUUGCUCAUGCUGAAGGGGAUUCUUCUGCCACAGAUCAGAUUAUGGUUGCCCUGAAACAUGCACAAGAAUCACUGCUAUCUGAAGACAUACGGAUCACAUCUGCAAGUGCCUCAAAUCCUGGGAUACCUCCAUCAUCUUUAAUGACCUUUUUAAAUAAGAAUCCUGGAAUCUCUGGUGUCGUGUUAGAAGAUUUUGACUCUUCCUUUGUCAACAAGUUCUACCAUAGUUAUCUUGAUGAUUUAUCAAAUGUGAACUCAUCGGCUGUAGUUGCUGCUGCUUCUCUUGUUGCUCGAACCCUUUACAUACUUGCUAGUGAAACUAAUGAUGUACAAAAUUCAACUUUGGCUGCUAUAAAUGUAAAUGUCACACUUGUUGAACAACUUAUGGAUUGCUUGUUGGACUGUGAUCCCGGUCUUUCAUGUGAGUUGGUGAAGAAAUAUAUUUCACCCGCUUCAACCUGUGCGAGCAAUUAUGUCGGUGUUAUCUUGGAUGAACCUUCAUCCACACCUUAUCUAGGAUACAUUAAUGAUGUUCCUAGGUUCAUCUGGAAUUUUCUUGCCGACAUAACUUCUAUCCCAAAGGAGAAUAAUAGCUCAAGUUGUCAAAAGGGUUGCAACGGUAGAGAUGAAGUUUGCAUUAAAGCGGAGACUGAUGGAAAGGGUGUUUGCGCUCUCUCUACAACUAGGUAUGUUCCAGCAUAUUCAACACGGUUAAAAUUUGACUCCGGAGUAUGGAGUGUUUUGCCCCCUAAUUCCUCUGACAAAAUGGGGGUUGUAGACCCAGUCUGGACAGAAAGCAACUGGAAUACAAUAGGCAUUCGGGUCUACACAGUCCAAAUUGCUGCAUAUGAUCGGGUUGUUCUGUUUGGGGGAAUUGCUCUUACAAUCUUGGCAUACCUUGCAAUAACAGUUACAAGAACUUUCGUUGCUAAAGCGACAAAGAGGGAUUGACACUAUUAAUAUUGAUGAAAACUAACUGCAAAUUUUGUGAAACUAGGGCAAUAUUAAAUAUGUUGACAGGAAAAUUCCUAGUUUCUGAAGAUUUUCCCAAGGAUGUGCAUUAUUUAGGCUGCAUUCUUGUGCUUGUGAAUUUAUCUGCAACACAGCCUUGUUUUAUAACUUGUAGUUAAGUGUUAGGAAAUGUAAUGAAAACAAAAAGUGCUAGGAAAUGUAAUGAAAACAAAAAGUUUAAAGCUUA
This is a messenger RNA of Trifolium pratense (red clover), 2506 nucleotides long. RefSeq names its product nicastrin. Gene Ontology annotation, biological process: protein processing. Bases 241 to 2259 code for a protein of 672 amino acids. Gene Ontology annotation, cellular component: membrane. NCBI's taxonomy places the organism in Eukaryota, Viridiplantae, Streptophyta, Magnoliopsida, Fabales, Fabaceae. The transcript has 16 exons. The record is from RefSeq and is a predicted model, not a curated record.